CCUCGGGGACCUAGGAGGCUCUGUGAACCUGCGGACUGGGAACGGAUAUGGCGGCCACGCUGGGCAGCGGGGAACGCUGGACAGAAGCUUACAUUGAUGCAGUUAGAAGAAACAAAUAUCCAGAAGAUAGACCUACGGAAAGUCAUGACCCCUGUGGUUGCUGCAACUGCAUGAAGGCGCAAAAGGAAAAGAACUCUGAGAAUGAGUGGAAUCAGACCCGGCAGGAGGGGAGCUCUACUUAUACAGAAGAACAGCUGCUUGGGGUACAAAGGAUCAAGAAAUGUAGAAACUACUAUGAAAUUCUGGGAGUGUCUCGAAAUGCUAGUGAUGAAGAACUUAAGAAAGCAUACAGAAAACUUGCCCUGAAAUUUCACCCUGACAAAAACUGUGCUCCUGGAGCAACAGAUGCUUUCAAAGCGAUAGGAAAUGCCUUUGCAGUCCUGAGCAAUCCUGAUAAGAGGCUCCGCUAUGAUGAAUAUGGAGAUGAGCAAAUGACUUUCACUGCACCUAGAGCCAGACCUUAUAACUAUUACAGGGACUUUGAAGCUGACAUCACUCCAGAAGAGCUAUUCAAUGUCUUCUUUGGUGGACAUUUUCCUACAGGAAAUAUUCAUAUGUUCUCAAAUGUGACAGAUGACACUCACUAUUACCGCCGGCGACACCGACAUGAGAGGACACAGACACGAAAGGAAGAAGAAGAAGAUAAACCUCAGGAAGCAUACAGAACCCUAGGCUAUACCAUUUCUAGAGAAACUCAGAACUUGCAGGUGCCUUACUUUGUGGAUAAAAAUUUUGACAAGGCCUACAGAGGAGCUUCUCUUCAUGACCUGGAGAAAGCAAUAGAGAAAGAUUAUAUCGAUUACAUCCAGACGAGUUGUUGGAAGGAGAAACAGCAAAAGUCGGAGUUGACAAAUUUGGCAGGAUUAUACAGAGAUGAACGAUUGAAACAGAAAGCAGAGUCGCUGAAACUUGAAAACUGUGAAAAACUUUCCAAACUUAUUGGCCUCCACAGAGGUGGUUGAGAGGAUGAUGGUCCUACACAGGGUUUGGGGUUUUGUUACUCGUUACUUCUUAGGUUCCCAAGUCCAUUUUAUAAUACAAAAUUAGGAAAUAAUGAA
Dipodomys ordii (Ord's kangaroo rat) is the source of this 1118-nucleotide messenger RNA. RefSeq names its product DnaJ (Hsp40) homolog, subfamily C, member 18 (gene Dnajc18). NCBI's taxonomy places the organism in Eukaryota, Metazoa, Chordata, Mammalia, Rodentia, Heteromyidae. Gene Ontology annotation, molecular function: Hsp70 protein binding. Gene Ontology annotation, cellular component: endoplasmic reticulum membrane. The transcript has 8 exons. Gene Ontology annotation, biological process: cellular response to misfolded protein. The record is from RefSeq and is a predicted model, not a curated record. Bases 48 to 1022 code for a protein of 324 amino acids.